Messenger RNA from Neurospora tetraspora, 744 nucleotides. RefSeq lists its product as uncharacterized. The transcript has a single exon. The record is from RefSeq and is a predicted model, not a curated record. The coding region runs from base 1 to 744 and encodes 247 amino acids. Lineage: Eukaryota; Fungi; Ascomycota; Sordariomycetes; Sordariales; Sordariaceae.
AUGAUUGCCACCAAAGUCCUCCUCCUCGUCGGCAUGGCCUUCAGCGCCACGACCGUCACCGCCAACCCCGUCACCAAGACCUGCCACAAUGUCAAGUGUCCCGCCCGAUGCGCGAUGAUCAAAGGCAACCCUACCUGCAUGGGUGGUGGCCCUCCCAAAGUCGUCGAAGCCGCCUCUAAGGAAUCUCCCUGUGACAUCAUGCGCUGCCCCGUCCGCUGCGAAGUCAUCGACAACGAAGCCGUCUGCGUCGGCCCUCCGUCUGAAGAUCUCGCCAACGGCAACACUCUCUCCCCCGAUGCUGACAACACCUCCGUCAAAGGCGAAAAGUGCGGUGUCACAACCUGCCCCUUCGGGAAAACCUGCUGCAACUCCUCCUGCGGCCUCUGCGUCUCUCCAGACAUGGCAUGCACUCAACAAAUCUGCGAGCCGGCCGGCUUGCAAUGUGGCCCCAGUGUUUGCUCCGGAGCCACACCUUUCUGUUGCAACAAGAGCUGUGGAAUCUGUACCGCUUCGGAUGGGUUCUGUACCCAGCAGCUUUGCAACCGCGGGUUUACCCCCAGCGAGAGCAAGAGGAAUGAGGAGGCUGAUAAGAUCAAGCUGGGAAACCAAAAGUGUGGCAAGGGAACGUGUGCUAAGGGUAUGGAGUGCUGCAAUUCUAGCUGCGGGAUUUGUGUGAAGCCGGGGGGUAUGUGCACGCAGCAGUUUUGCCCCAGUGCGGAUGUGGAGAGUGUUGAGGAGGCUUGA